CGGGUGCAGCUUGAUGAGAGGCGUAGAAAUCCUCCAUCUGUGCCAAGCCUCAGCUGCAGGGAGGUUCCUUAAACUGCGAAGCACAGAACUUCCACUCCAUUACUGUACUGAAACAAGCAAGCUAAGCCGUCUCGGUUUGGGCCGGACCUCUCCGUACAGUAGAUCAACCCUUUUAUUGGGCUUCCCACUAAAAAACUCAACCAUUUGUCGGGCUUCAGUCGUAGUCACAGUUCCCGCGCUCUUUACAUGUGGAAUUUCCUAACUCAUUCUAUUCUGCGCUUUUGGUUUGAGGGGAGAAUAGAGUAGAAUGGAAGAGUCGAAACGAUGGUCGGUGACUUACACAAAGCACAUCAAACAGAAACGCAAGCUCUACCUCGAUGGAUUCCUUCACCUCCAAAUCUCCACCAACAAGGUGGCGCUUUACGAUGAGUUCGAGAAACUCUUGGUGUGCAGGAUCUUGAAGACAGAGGAAACCGUUGCCUCUGGUGAGACUUUGGAGUUCAAUGGCUACCUUGUCGACAUUGGCGAUCCUGAGGGCCGGCCACACAACAAGCCCCAUUCUGACCCCAAGCUUCCUACAAAACACAAGACUGCUUCAAGAAUAUUCAGGACUCCUACCGUUACGAACACCAAAAUCAAUGCGAAUGGGAACACUGCACAAACACGGAAGCCUCUCAGUCCAUCUCAACGACUUAUCAAAGAAUUUAAGAAGAGAGAGCUGUUGAAGUAUGGGUCACCAGAGAUCAGUUCGGAAAAAACAAAACCUAGCUCAACAGAGUGGCAGGUGCUAUACACUACACAUCUAACUCAGAAAGCAAAGAAGUACCAUGAUGGAUUUUUACGGCUAGUUAUCCAUGGGUCUCGUGGAGGACAGAUUAUGCUGUUUGAUGAAAGCAGGAAACUCUUAGACAGCAGGUUCUUAAGGAAAGAUGAUGUGAUUAGACCUGGUGAAUCAGUUUCGUUUGAUGCAUAUUUGAUCGACAUUGGUGAGUGUCAAGGAAAUAAGAAACCAGAUUGUAGUGCUAAAGGAGAGAAUUUAACUAAUGUUGAUAGCACAGAGAAGGUGGACAGGCGGCAUAUUUCUCUUGAUAAUGAAACCAAUUUAGCUGUUGGAAAAAGGGAAUGGCAGGUCCUAUAUACAGCACAAUUAACAAAAAAGGCCAAGAAGUAUCAUGAUGGUUUUUUGGAACUUGAAUUUUGUGGAUCUCGUGGGAGGCAGGUUGUUUUAUAUGAUUUAAGCAAAAGACCUUUAGAACGAAGGUUCCUAAAGAAAGAUGAAGUUGUAAGAUCCGGUGAAUCAUUAAAGUUUGAUGGACAUUUAGUUGAAGUUGGAGAACCUGACGGAAGCCAUCAAUCUCCGAUGAAUGAGCAAGAGACUGAUAGUAAUACUGUUGUUCAGAGAAGAAUACUAAGACAUGGACAAAAUGACCUUCUCAAGGUCAAUCUACCUGUUUCUAAAGGACAACCUCCAAAUAAGUCUUGUAUUGAGCAAGUUGCAAGCAUGAACUGUCUCUUUCCAGGGAAAGAAGAUAUGAAGUCAGAGAGGACAGUCUUACCAGUUAAGGCUUUACGUGAUGCCAAUCAAAUAUUGUCCAUUUUACAAUAUCCUACGCCUCAGGAGAGCUCCGUCAUAGGUGGCCAAUCAAGCCAUGGGUCAUGCCUCCAUACUGUGGACUGCGGAUCAACUGGGACUGUGAAAUCCCUCGAUUCUUCGUUUUCUAAAGGGAGUGCCAAAAUAAUGCCCCAACAGACUUCGAGUGAUCACGUCAUCAUCAAUGAAAGUGAAAGUCCUAAGGAUGAAUCGUUCCCAAGCUUUGACCUUGGAUUUUAACAGGUGUGCAAGGUAGGCAUUGGUUUUUCAGCUAAUUGGUGGAACGGUGGGGUGGAUAAGGAAGGCAGAACUAAACCACUCUUCGAUCGCUUAUCGUUAUAACAGAAUUGAAAAUAGCUAGAAUUGAUGUCUACCUUUUAUUUGAUAGUCAGUAAAAUCAGUUGAACUAGUUCAAACAUGGUCUGGUAAUUUCCAUGCACUAUCUGUUUUACGGACUAGAAUAUAAAGUCAAGGGACAAAAUUUCACUUAAUCCCCCCAAA
Molecule: messenger RNA, 2092 nt
Organism: Arachis stenosperma
Lineage: Eukaryota; Viridiplantae; Streptophyta; Magnoliopsida; Fabales; Fabaceae
Exons: 13
Coding region: 308-1831 (507 amino acids)
Biological process (GO): double-strand break repair
Cellular component (GO): nucleus; site of double-strand break
Source: RefSeq, a predicted model, not a curated record